Messenger RNA from Nerophis lumbriciformis (worm pipefish), 4344 nucleotides. Its product is annotated as CAP-Gly domain-containing linker protein 4. The record is from RefSeq and is a predicted model, not a curated record. Gene Ontology annotation, molecular function: protein binding. NCBI's taxonomy places the organism in Eukaryota, Metazoa, Chordata, Actinopteri, Syngnathiformes, Syngnathidae.
ACUGGGAGACAGUGAGUUCAUGAAACACUACAGAUUGGAUCGUGCAGGAAUGAUGUUUGUCGUUGGUCUCAUUAGAGACGCACUUACUUCUCCAACCCGACGCCAACACUGCCUCUUAUCGGCCGCUCAGCAAUCCCAGACAUUGAUACAAGCCGCGGGCCUUGAGAGGGAGAUGACAAAGGAGGAUGUUUCAGUGCUUGAGGAAGGAGAUGCUACGCUUGGCUGUCGAAAUCGAGUGUCUCCCUAUCAGCGGCCAGUCACCCACCAAGUGUCCUCUGCACCAAUGCCUGACGACUGUGAAUUCGCCUUUUUCGACCCCAGCGACCCACAAUGCAAGGAGGUUCUGCAAGAUCCUUGCACCACCAUACCGGAACUGUUUGCUGUUCUUCGGCAAUGGGUUCCCCAGGUUCAGAAAAACAUUGACCUGAUUGGCAACGAGAUCAUCAAGAGAGGUUGUGGUGUAAAUGAUCGAGAUGGCCUGACGGACAUGAGCCUUCUGCACUACUGCUGCAAGGCUGGAGCCCCGGGCAUUGGUGAUGCAUAUAAAGCAGCUGCCUUUGCCCGACACCUACUUGCCCUGGGUGCAGAUCCGAAUCUUCGCUCUCGGUGGACAAACAUGAGGGCUCUGCAUUACGCUGCCUACUUUGACGUGCCCCAGCUUAUUUGUGUGGUGAUGCAGGCCUCUCAGCCUGAAGAUAUAGAUGCCACCUGCAGUGACUUUGACUUCGGCAACGCCUUGCAUAUUGCAGCAUCCAAUCUGUGCACAUCAGCUGUCAAGUGUCUUUUGGAGCUGGGAGCUAAUCCUGCUUUAAAGGACGAUAAAGGCCAGUAUCCAUUUGAUGUCGUUCCUGACCCUCUCAACAUGUCCUUGGAGAUGGAGGAUGCUGCCGCCUUGGCCAAAGAGCUCCGGACUUUACUAAGAGAAGCUUUGCCACAGCCUGGUUUCUUGCCAAGUACAUUGCAAGUCCAGCCCCCUCAUUCUCUUUAUGAAAAGGCGAGAACACAUCUGGCUUCCAUCGGAAUCCAACUUGGUGACCGUGUAAUGAUAGCUGGGAAGAAGGUUGGAAAUCUGCGAUUCUGUGGCAGCACAGAGUUCUCUGAGGGUCUUUGGGCUGGCGUGGAGCUUGACAAACCAGAGGGGAAGAAUGAUGGCUCUGUAGCAGGCAUCCAGUAUUUUACCUGUCAAUUCAAACACGGAGUAUUUGCUCCUCUUUCCAAGAUAAGCAAACCUUUGGAAAGGUGUAAAACAAGCACCAGUAAAGGGUCUACACCCGUAUGUCCCCCUCGUCGUCGCAUUCCCUCCAAGAUUAACACAGGAUUGGGUGUUUUCUCCCAAUCACUCUCUUCUUCUUCAUCCUCACUGGACUCCCGUCAUGGACGGCGUCUUAGGCCGCAUCCCAGGCAACGUCUUUCUGUCAGGCAGCAAUGGGAGCAGAGUCCUCGGAGCACACCCUCCCCAGGCCUUCUCUCUUCUCCUGGCGUAGCUGCAACAGGAAGUCUACGAAGCCAAUCCCCCUCUGCUAGGGGCCCUGAUGUGCGCCUGGGGGACAGAGUGCUGGUCGUUGGCCAGAGAACCGGCAUAGUUCAAUACAAUGGGAAGACCAGCUUUGCUCCAGGAUUCUGGUUGGGAAUUGUACUCGACACACCCAGUGGGAAGAACGACGGCUCAGUGGGUGGUGUAAGAUAUUUCAGCUGCCCACCAAGGCAUGGAGUAUUUGCUCCUCCAUCUCGUGUUCAAAGGAUUCAUGGAUCUGUUGAUUGCCUCUCAGAGCUCUCCUCGUCGCAUCUCAAUCGUCCUUUCAGCGGAACGAUCCGUCGCAGUUCAAGUACAUCGUCUACUAUCGCCGCUCCAAAGGAAACAAGCAAAAGAAGCCCUGUUACCAGGAGCCGUUCCAACCCUCAUCGCCAACGCUGGAACACCCUGAGUGGCGGCAGCCGCAGCGUUUCAGGCAAUACUGCAGGUACUGUUUCCAGUUCUGACUGCCAGGUCCGCCUCCAUGUGGGCAUGCAGGUCCUGUUGAACAGUGCCAAUGAGAUGGCGUCCAUCCGUUACUUGGGCAUAGCUGACUUCGCCCCUGGCCUGUGGCUGGGUCUCGAGCUCCGAGGCCCCAAAGGAAAGAACGACGGCUCUGUUGGUGGCCGCCGCUACUUCACCUGCCGCCCUGGCUGUGGCAUGCUUGUCCGUCCGAGCCGUGUCACCUAUCAUGGGAUCAAUGGAUCCCGCUUGGUGGAUGAAAACAGUUGAGAACAGGAAUUAUUCCAACACAACUCCAGAGAAGGUACACUUGUAGGUGGGAUCUGUUAGUGAGUCUUACAUCUAUCGAUCAGAGAUUGUUUAUUUAGAGCUUGUGGGUUAAAACCUACCUCGAUCCUCCAAGCCUGGCUAAUUGUUAUGUGAAAUACUGCACUUUAUUGAAUAAUAUUUGAAUUCCCAAUGGAAUAAACUGCAGAAGGGAGCAUUUAAAAAUAUACAAAGCAAUGCAAUACUUUUAAAUCAAAAUUAGUUUCUUAGAUCAGAAUAUAUUUAGCAGGUGAUAUGGAUAUGCACAUUUUUAAAUAUCGUUUGAAAUUUAAUAUCUCUGUAGGAUAAUUUAGGUGCAUUACCCUAAGCAGAAAUGUUUUUCAUCACCAAUAACUUGGAUACAAGGGAGUAACUACAUAUGUGUGCAUACUUGCCAACCCUCCUGGAUUUUCCGGGAGACUCCCGAAAUUCAGCGCCUCUCCUGAAAACCUCCCGGGACAAAUUUUCUCCCGAAAAUCUCCCGAAAUUCAGGUGGAGCUGGAGACCACGCCCCCUCCAGCUCCAUGCGGCCCUGAGUGACGUGUUGACAGCUUGUUCACACGUCCGCUUUCCCACAAUAUAAACAGCUAAUGAUCGAGGGCGAGUUCUUGGUUUCUUAUGUGGGUUUAUUGUUAGGCAGUUUCAUUAACGUCCUCCCAGCGCGGUAACAACACACAACAACAGCAGUCAAGUUUUCGUCUACCGUAAAGCAGUUCGUCUGCCAUAAACAGCAAUGUUGUGACACUUUUAAACAGGACAAUACUGCCAUCUACUGUACAUGCAAAUGUGACCCACCCAUAAUGUGUCACAUUUUUGUGUUGAUUUAUUUAGUCUAUUUUGUGGUUUGAAUUCGUUUUUGGAGCUGUCAUUACACAUUUAUCAGUAUUCACAUUGGUCAGUAGGGGGCAGUAGGGCGUUUCUUCCCAAUUGAAUGCUAUCACCUGCAGACCGGAAGUGUCUUGUCAUUCUGAUGAGCGCGACCAGUCUGUGAACAAUUGAAACGUCCUGUGUGCUUUUUCCUCCUGUAUAACAGGUUAGUUUUGGUGAAUCAACUCACUGAAUAAUAUCCAUGUGAUCUUUAUAAGUUUUAAGUACACAUUCUGAUGGUGGAGCCUAACUCUAAAGUGUUUGUGAGUUGUAGUUUGUAUUUGUGAAUGAAUCCAGUGCACAGCUGCAGUAAUCAAUACAAAAAGGCGACGUGAGUGCGCAAUGUUUAUAUAGGAACUUCUGAUCCUAAUUCAGACUCCCAAAUUAGAGCUCCCGUUUUCUUAUUGAUUUUAUAAUGUAUAUUUGUAUAAUGUGUGUGUUCUGAAAUAGUGACAGAGAAUAGAACAAGGAAGAACAAUUCAACCCUUAACUCAACAAUGAGUAGAUGAGUGUUAUGUGUGUGUAUAUGUGUAAAUAAAUGAACACUGAAAUUCAAGUAUUUCUUUUAUUUAUAUAUAUAUAUGUAAUAAAAUAUAUAUAUAUAUAGCUACAAUUCACUGAAAGUCAAGUAUUUCUUAUAAAUAUAUAUCUUAACCACGCCCCCAACCACGCCCCCCGCCCCACCCACGACCACGCCCCCAUGUCCCACCUCCCGAAAUCGGAGGUCUCAAGGUUGGCAAGUAUGUAUGUGUGUGUUUUACAUUAAAUUGAUGGACAUAAAGUCAGUCUAAUCAAAACUUCCAUUCUAAUACAAUUGGAGCACCACAAAUAUAUCUUACUGUACAAUGUCAAGUAAUGAUAAAAAAGGACUGAAAUGCACAUGGUUUUGAACCCAUCCUUACUUGGCAUACUAAAAUAGGAGUCUAGCAGAGAACAACCUAAAGGGGAACUGCACUUUUGUGGGAUUUUUUCCCAUCCACAAUCUUUAUGUGAGUAGUUUUCCUUUCUGUGUGUUCUAAAUAUUGUACAUCUGCUCGUACGAGGUGGCUAACAAUGCAGGUAAUGGGAUUCAUCUACCCCGCCAAUAAAGUGCUCUAAAAACCACCAACAACGCUCAAUUUACAUGCCGUGACCUGAAUAUUAACCAAGCUAUAUAGACAUUGUUAUUAUAAGAGCUACAAACCCCGUUUCCAUAU